AUCCAUGAGAGUUCGGAGCCUUCCCUUUCUCCCCACUAUUUCUCAGCAGACGUGAAGUGGUGGCAGCAGCAGCGUCGAGUCGAGCGACGCCGUUCACCGGUUCACAUUCUUCGGUCGUCUACGGUCGAAGGAAGUACGCGGCCUUUGUUUGCACUUGCAUUACGUACGUUUACGAUCGACGCGCAUCUACAAGCCCUGCUGCUGUCGUUUUCGGUGAAAAUCAGUGCGAUCAGGAUGUGGCGUGAACCUCCAGGAGGGGGGUGUAAAGCACCUACCUACAUCUUCGCUAUGAUUCUACUGGCUCUACUGGCAUUGACGAAUGUUGCUAUCGCUGAGGAUGAAUCUAUGGGACCCGUUUUCGUUAAGGAACCACCAAACAGAGUCGAUUUUUCAAAUGGAACUGGAGCUGUCGUUGAAUGCCAGGCUAGAGGAAAUCCCCAACCGGACAUUAUCUGGGUUCGUGGCGAUGGCACUGCUGUUGGAGACGUUCCUGGAUUGAGACAGGUCCUACCGAAUGGAAAUUUGGUCUUCCCUCCUUUCCGUGCCGAGGAUUAUCGUCAAGAGGUUCAUGCUCAGGUUUACAGCUGUCUCGCACGUUCCCCAGCCGGUUCAGUUCACAGCCGAGAUGUUAAUGUAAGAGCCGUCGUUUCGCAGUUUUUUGUCACCGAGGCUGAGAACGAGUAUGUGAUCCGAGCAAACAGCGCGAUCAUGAAAUGCAAAAUACCGAGUUUCGUAUCGGAGUUCGUUCAGGUGGAUCAGUGGGUUGCCGAUGAUGGGACAGUGUACACGCCUGGAGAGGAGUACGUGGUCCAGCAAUUCUACGAGACGAGAGUCAUCGACGAGUUCGUCUUACGCGGUAAUACGGCAACCUUGAAGUGUCUUGUGCCCAGCUUCGUGGCGGAUUUUGUAGACGUGAUCGAGUGGCUUGCAGUUGAGGACGGUUCGACAUAUACCUCUAGUAAUCAAGACGAAAAGGAUGGAAAAUACUUGGUUUUACCCUCUGGAGAACUGCACAUCAGAGAUGUUGGACCUGAAGACGGAUACAAGACCUAUCAAUGCCGCACGAAACACAGACUCACCGGAGAAACAAGAUUAUCUGCUACUAAGGGACGUCUCGUCAUUACCGAACCAGUAGGAAGUAAAGCACCAGCGUUUACUGGCGGUGACGUAAAAGGCGUAUGGAUGGAAAAAGGGAUGAAUUCUAGCAUCGUACUGCAGUGUCCAGCGCAGGCUUAUCCUGUGCCAUCAUUUAGAUGGUACAAGUUCAUUGAAGGCUCCUCCCGUCGUCAACCUGUUCAGCUAAAUGAUCGUGUUCGUCAGGUCAGCGGUACUUUGAUUAUUCGUGAGGCUCGUGUUGAAGAUUCCGGCAAAUAUCUUUGCAUCGUUAAUAAUUCCGUUGGUGGUGAAAGCGUGGAAACUGUUUUGACCGUUACUGCACCCCUUGCCGCUGAAAUCGAACCCAGCACACAGACAGUUGAUUUUGGAAGACCAGCUACUUUCAAUUGCAACGUUAGAGGCAAUCCGAUUAAGACGAUUUCAUGGUUGAAAGAUGGCAAGCCACUUGGACUCGAGGAACCAGUACUUAGGAUCGAAAGUGUUAAGAAGGAAGACAAGGGAAUGUAUCAAUGUUUCGUUAGAAAUGAUCAGGAAAGUGCUCAAGCUACUGCUGAAUUGAAACUUGGAGGAAGAUUCGAACCACCACAGAUCCGUCAGGCUUUCACCGAGGAGACUCUUCAACCCGGACCCAGCAUGUUCUUGAAGUGUGUUGCCAGUGGAAACCCUACACCAGAAAUAACCUGGGAACUCGAUGGAAAACGGCUAUCUAACACGGAAAGAGGACAAGUAGGACAAUACGUUACGGUCAAUGGUGAUGUCGUCUCUCAUUUGAACAUCUCUAGCAUUCAUACCAACGAUGGAGGUCUUUACAAAUGUAUUGCUGCAUCAAAGGUUGGCUCUGCUGAACACUCUGCUCGUCUUAAUGUUUACGGCUUACCCUUCAUUCGUCAUAUGGACAAGAAAGCUAUCGUCGCUGGUGAAACUCUACGUGUUACUUGCCCCGUUGCUGGUUAUCCUAUUGAAAGUAUUGUAUGGGAACGUGACACCAGGGUACUUCCGAUUAACAGAAAACAAAAGGUCUUCCCGAAUGGCACUCUCAUCAUUGAAAACGUCGAACGAAUGAGCGAUCAGGCUACGUACACGUGUGUUGCCAGAAAUGCACAGGGUUACAGCGCUCGAGGAACAUUGGAAGUUCAAGUUAUGGUUGCACCACAGAUCUUUCCCUUUUCGUUUGGCGACGAACCGGUGAACUCGGGCGAGGCGAUAUCGGCCACCUGCUCCAUUCAAAAAGGAGACUUCCCGAUGGACAUUUCGUGGGCCUUCAACGGCGAACCGAUAAACGACGAACAUAAAGAUCAAUUUGUUAUAACGAAAAGCAAACGUCUGAGUGUAUUACAAAUCGAUGCCGUUGCCGCAAGACACGUGGGAGUAUAUACUUGCACAGUGUCGAACAAUGCCGGUGCUUCCAGUCACAUGGCUGCUCUAGCUGUGAACGUCGCGCCACAGAUAGUACCGUUUUCGAUCAGCGACGAGCCUGCAAAUUGGGGAGAAGCGGUCUCGGCUGUUUGUACGGUCGGAAAGGGUGACUUACCGAUCGAGGUUUCGUGGGCUUUAAACGGUGAGCCCAUUAACGACGCCAAUCACGAAGACGUUUCUAUAUCGAGCACUGGAAAACGGGUCAGCCUAAUGACGAUCGAGGCCGUAAGCGCGAGGCACGCCGGAGAGUAUACUUGUACAGCCUCGAACGCAGCUGGAGCUACUAGUUAUUCGGCUAUGUUGGCAGUAAACGUGCCACCUCGUUGGAUUCUGGAACCUACUGAUAAAGCUUUCGCACAAGGCUCUGAUGCACGCGUUGAAUGUAAAGCCGAUGGUUUCCCGAAGCCCCAGAUCACAUGGAAGAGAGCUGCUGGAGAUACUCCUGGUGAUUAUACUGACUUGAAAUUGAGCAAUCCCGAUAUUAGUGUUGAAGAUGGAACCCUCUCGAUCAAUAACAUUCAAAAGACCAAUGAAGGCUAUUAUCUUUGUGAGGCUGUUAACGGUAUUGGAGCUGGACUUUCUGCUGUCAUUCUCAUCUCUGUUCAAGCACCUCCUCACUUUGAGAUCAAGCUCAGAAAUCAGACCGCACGACGUGGUGAACCAGCUGUAUUACAAUGCGAGGCACAAGGCGAGAAACCAAUUGGCAUUUUAUGGAACAUGAACAACAAGAGACUUGACCCGAAGAGUGAUUCACGUUAUACCAUUCGAGAAGAGAUUUUGGCUAAUGGUGUUCUGUCUGAUCUUAGUAUUAAGAGAACUGAAAGAAGUGACUCGGCUUUGUUUACCUGUGUUGCAACGAAUGCUUUUGGCAGCGAUGAUACCAGCAUCAACAUGAUUGUUCAAGAGGUACCGGAAGUUCCUUAUGGUCUUAAAGUAUUGGAUAAGUCUGGACGUUCAGUUCAAUUGUCAUGGGCAGCUCCAUACGACGGAAAUAGUCCCAUUAAACGAUACGUUAUCGAAUACAAAAUCAGCAAGGGCUCCUGGGAAACCGAUAUCGAUAGAGUACUUGUGCCUGGCUCUCAACAAAACGUAGCUGGUGUGUUCAAUCUGAGACCUGCCACAACUUAUCAUCUCCGAAUUGUCGCUGAAAACGAAAUUGGAACGUCUGACCCAUCUGAUACCGUAACUAUUAUCACUGCCGAAGAAGCUCCAAGUGGCCCACCUACUUCCGUCAGAGUCGAUGCUCUUGAUCAACAUACUCUCAAGGUAACCUGGAAACCACCCCCACGUGAAGACUGGAACGGCGAGAUUCUUGGCUAUUAUGUCGGCUAUAGGCUUUCAUCCUCAGACAAACCAUACAUGUUUGAAACCGUUGAAUUUUCUAAGGAAGAUGGAAAGGAACAUCACUUGCAGAUCAUGAAUCUUAAGACCUACACUCAAUACAGCGUCGUUGUUCAAGCAUUCAACAAAGUUGGUUCUGGACCGAUGAGCGAGGAACGAAGACAACACACGGCUGAAGGUGUACCCGAGCAACCACCCCACGAUACGACUUGUACUACUCUCACUUCGCAAACUAUCAGAGUUUCAUGGAUGUCGCCUCCUCUUAGUGCUGCAAAUGGUGUUAUUACUGGUUACAAGGUCAUUUACGGUCCAUCUGAUACCUGGUAUGAUGAGAAUACGAAGGAUACCAAGAUCACCUCCUCCAGCGAAACCAUUUUACAUGGCUUGAAGAAAUACACAAAUUACAGCAUGCAAGUUUUGGCCUUUACCUCUGGUGGCGAUGGCGUUAAAUCUGCACCGAUCCAUUGUCAAACUGAACAAGAUGCCCCUGAAGCACCAAUCGCCGUAAAAGCACUCGUCAUGUCUCCUGAAUCGAUUCUCGUUUCUUGGCGCCCACCAAAUCAACCAAAUGGAGUAAUAUCGCAAUACACUGUUUACACUAAAGCUGACAAUGCAGAGGAACCAACUAGCCAGAAAGUACCACCAAAUCAAUUGACUUACGAAGCUACUGGACUUGACAAACAACGUAGAUACGAAUUCUGGGUAACUGCUAGCACAAACAUUGGUGAAGGAGAAGCUUCUAAGAUUGUGACAUUGGGACCAAGUGUACGAGUACCGGCCAAGAUUGCAUCAUUCGACGACAAAUUCACUGCAACUUACAAGGAAGAUGUAAAACUACCCUGUCUUGCUGUUGGCGUACCUGCACCGGAAGUAACAUGGAAAGUACGAGGCUCUGUUCUUCAACCCAGUGACAGAUUGAGACAAUUACCAGAAGGAUCUCUAUUCAUUAAAGAAGUCGACCGUGCCGAUGCUGGAGAAUAUUCAUGCUAUGUUGAAAACUCUUUUGGACAUGAUACCGUUACUCACCAACUCAUCGUUAAUGCUCCACCACAUUCACCACAAGUCACUCUUACUGCUACCACCACGAAUUCGCUUACGAUGAAAUUACGACCUCACCCAACUGAUAAUGCACCUAUUCAUGGAUAUACGAUUCACUACAAACCUGAAUUUGGCGACUGGGAAACUGUUCAAAUUAGUUCUACGGCACAGAAAUAUACUCUGGAAAACUUAUGGUGCGGUUCUCGAUAUCAGAUCUAUGUUACGGCAUAUAAUGGCAUUGGCACUGGCGACCCAUCAGAUAUUUUGAACACUCGUACCAAAGGAUCUAAACCCAUCAUUCCUGAAGCAGCAAGAUUUAUUGAAGUAUCAACCAACAGCAUUACUCUUCACUUGAGCGCUUGGUCUGACGGUGGCUGCCCCAUGUUAUACUUUGUCGUUGAGCAUAAGAAGAAGCAUCAGCAAGAAUGGAAUCAGGUAUCGAACAAUGUUAAACCAGGCGGUAACUUCGUAGUUUUGGAUUUGGAUCCUGCUAGCUGGUAUCAUCUUCGUGUUACGGCUCAUAAUAAUGCCGGAUUCGCGGUAGCCGAGUAUGAAUUUGCAACUUUGACUGUAACUGGAGGUACGAUUGCUCCGCCGGUACGUAACGAUGAUAACAAGAAUACCGACGUCAGACGUUAUUUCCCAUGGUUACCGAGUUGGCUCGAUGUUAACGUUGUAGUACCGGUUGGAGCUACGAUCGUUGUCAUUAUCGUAGGAAUUGUCGUCAUUUGCGUCGCAUUGUCUAGACGAACCCGAGGCCCGGAACAAACACGGCUGCGAGGUAUCUCUUCAGCCGACGAGAAAUAUUACGAGGGACAAUAUGAUGUAGUAUAUCAACAAACCGGUGUUGGUGGCGCUACACUCGACAAACGCAGGCCUGAUCUCCGAGAUGAAUUAGGAUACAUCGCACCACCGAAUCGCAAACUUCCACCUGUUCCUGGCUCCAACUAUAAUACUUGCGAUCGCAUCAAGCGAGGUACAGUGAUAAGUACAACAGGUUCGUUGAGAAGCCAUUCAACGUGGGAUCCAAGGAGGCACAUGUAUGAGGAAUUAAAUCAUUGUGCACCAAGCAGAAGGUGCCCACCUCCACCGCGUAUGGGCAGUUCGGAGGGCCUCUCUCACAGAGGCAUGGAAGAUGAGAUCUGCCCGUACGCUACUUUCCACUUAUUAGGAUUCCGUGAAGAAAUGGACCCGAGCAAGGCUAUGCAAUUCCAGACUUUCCCUCACCAAGGAAAUGGACAUUCCGGAACUAUGGGACCACCAGUUGGACAUCCGACUAACGCUUCUGCUCACAGUCGCUCUGGAUCUCAAUCUAUGCCCCGUCAGAAUGGCCGAUACUCUAGAGUACCAUCCCAAGGAGGUGGCAGCGGAACCCACGUUUUCUCUCCCGAAUAUGACGAUCCUGCUAAUUGCGCUCCCGAAGAAGAUCAAUACGGCUCUCAAUAUGGACAAUACGGUGCUCCUUAUGAUCAUUAUGGAUCUCGUGGAUCGGUUGGCCGUCGUAGCGUUGGAUCUGCUCGUAACUUACCUGUCUCUGGAUCACCUGAACCACCUCCACCACCACCAAGGAAUCACGAUCAGAACAACUCGAGUUUCAACGACAGCAAGGAAAGCAACGAGAUUAGUGAAGCUGAAUGUGACCGUGAUCAACUUGUCAACCGCAACUAUGGCGUGAAUGCUCGCGGCAAGGACGGCAUGACCACCGAGGAGAUGCGUAAACUCAUAGAGAGGAAGCCAAACGAAGCCCCCGGCCGGCAAACCGGCAGUCCCCACGGCGGUCACGGGGGACUCCUCACACCCUACGAUACUGUGGCAGUGUAACCUGUAAAUCCAUCAUCAUCCAUGGUCUUCCGACUCUCUCGUUGACUGCGACCGAAGAUUCGAGAGAAACGGAAACGAAGCGCACGCUAACUCUUCCCCCGGUGCUGUCGUCGGUCCAAUUUGUAAUGAUUUUAACGAUUUAAAAAAGGAAAAAAAGAAAAACUAAAAAAAAACAGAAAAACAAAAACAAAUCACAAAAUAACAUCGUCGCGAAUAGAUUCUAAAAUUCGAUGAAUUAAAUUUGAAAAAGGUUGUGUACAUGUUUAUCAGAUGUACGUACGUACGAGACAACGAGCAUCGUCCUCGCGACGAGGACCACCUCCUUCGGCCGUUCUUGACCAUAUCUCGAAUAACUUCUAUAUUCUCGUUGGCCUUUUCUCUUUGUUUUGUCUCUCAUUUAGAUUUCUUCUAAUUUUUAAUUUUUCGUUUCAUUUAUUAGUAUUGACUUUUGAUUUUCCCUCAUUUUAUCAAAGGCCAGACUCGAAACUGCCUCUCUAAUUGACUGCCUAACGAGGACGAAGGAGGUCGAAAAGGUCGACGGCUAAAAAUAAAAAUAAUAACAAUUGAUUAGCGAGUUCGUCAUAUAAGAGUUGUCUCAUCUCGGAUCUCACGCGCUUCGUGAUACCCGGUACAGGUUCGCGGAUGCUCUCGUACGACAGCGAAACAAAACGAAAUAACAAUAAGGAAAUAGCAUACAAACAUAUAGGAAAUGCAUAUAUGAAAAAAAAAGAAAAAAAAAUAGUAAAACGAAAAAAAAACAACAAUAGAAAAAGAUCAAGGGAAAAAAGAAAAGAAAAGCGUGCUCUCGGCGACAGUUCAUUUUUCGGGGGUUUUACGCGGAAAAUCCUAGGUUAAAGAUCACGUCUCAUUCUAUUGGACGCAUCGAGACGAAACAUGAGAUUAGUUACUCGCUUUUAAGUCAUGGUUGUGCCACACUGCCGCUAUCCGCAGGCAUACAUACAUAUAUAUGUUACGUAUAUGUACGUACAUAACAUAUAACGGAUAUAACAGAUAUAUACAUAAUAUACGAUUUAUAAUUUCGUAACGAAGGUUGUGUCCCCCCGGGGAUCGAAGAUAUAUCGAGUCUCAAUGUCGCGGAGAGCAAGUGUAGAGAUCGUCAUGUCAUUGUAUCGUCGUGUCGUCGUGUCGUCGUCGUCGUCGUCGUCGUCCGUUGAGCAAAAACGAUAAGAAACAAAAAUGAAUUAAAUCUAAAUUGAAAUCUCUUGCCGAUAGACUUAUCCGAAGGAAGAACGCGGCACGUCAUCAGAAAAAUUAUUAAAGAAAAAAAAAUAAACAAAUAUAAUCCUCAUUACGUACUCUCUUUACAGGCUACGCGCACAUAAAAAUACAUUUACACUCAUAUUGAAUCUCUCGCAAUACACAAGUUUCACAUACAAGCUAUACUUGCUGUCGGUUUUUAAUCGUCCUAAUAUAAAAAAAAAAAUAUAUAUAUAUAUACAUAUAUAAAUACGUGUAUGAUGUGAGUCCGGCGCGUGUAUACGUAUUUAUAGAUCUACGCGUAUGUAUUAUUGAUAAUUAAUUAGUCCGCUCUAAUCACACCUAUAUUAGCCGCGCUAAAUUUUUUGCUCGAGUUGAAGUUCGAAGGAUAACGCGACGAUGAUUAUUAGAAACGUAAUAAGUGAGUCGAAUAAGUAACAAAGCAUAAUGAGUGAAUAAAUAAAAGAAACAUAGAUAGGCAUUAAGUUGGACGGAUGGUCGCGAGACAAUAAUCACCGUUUUUCUUAGGCAGCCUAACAAUACGUCGAUCGUUGUCGAUUGAUAGAUGACCAUCAUGUUCGAUAAGAAUAGAGAAGCGAAGUAGAGAAAAGCGGACUUUCCUGGCGAAAGUAUCCUCUUUUAGAAUUCCAUAGUGCUUUUCUCAAAAUAUCUAGGCUCCUAGAUUUCUCGUCUUUCGAACAAUUAAUCUCGUCGCAUGAUCGACGUCGUGCAAGGAUGCGAUGACGGCGUUUGUCUCAUAGUUUGUUUUUAUCACGUCACUAUUUCUAGAUAUAUACAUAUUAUAUAAAUAUAUAUAUAUGUAUAUAUAUAUAUAUAUAUAUAUAUAUAUAUAUAUAUAUAUAUAUAUGAUUAACCUAACAUAUAAAUACGUUGUAAGUAGGAUAUCUCUAGGUGUCGCGUUCAUUUGCCGAGGCGACGAUACGAAACGGACACCGGUUGGCCGAUAAUUGUAUUAUUAUUAUUAUUAUUAUUAUUAUUCGUCUUCUUCUUCUUAUUAUUAUUAUUACAACAACUAUUUACUAAUUAUUAUUACUACUAUUGACAUUAUUAAUGCGCGAAGGAAGGACGUUGUCUCUUUUUCUUGUGGACGACGAAAAAAGGAUCUCUUAAGCUCUUUUAAUAAAUCUCUGAAAUUUUCAUAUCCCUCUAGGAUACGAUUAGGAAUUUUCCAUAAUAUUCUAAUAUUCGGCCAGCCGGCUCCGUUUCGGCGAAGCCGCAGCAUUUUACUCAUCGAUGUGAUUUUAGAAGUUUUUGCGCAAAGUCUUGUGUAUGUGUUGUUAUAAUGUAAUAACGAUCACGCUAUAUCAGAUUAA
Molecule: messenger RNA, 9284 nt
Organism: Vespa mandarinia (Asian giant hornet)
Lineage: Eukaryota; Metazoa; Arthropoda; Insecta; Hymenoptera; Vespidae
Gene: Dscam1
Product: Down syndrome cell adhesion molecule 1
Molecular function (GO): protein binding
Source: RefSeq, a predicted model, not a curated record